This is a messenger RNA of Cylindrotheca closterium, 537 nucleotides long. The record is from the annotation of a GenBank genome assembly. Lineage: Eukaryota; Bacillariophyta; Bacillariophyceae; Bacillariales; Bacillariaceae.
AUGCUAGAUGGGACGGCUCAUGACUUUACGGCUCCGGAUAUUGUCACUUUCCUCUUACUGACAACUCAUCUACUCAUCCGAAUAGUAUGCAAACCGGACAUGUCAACAGCACGUUCCAGCAGCAAGAUUCAAGUUGAAGGUGACACAAGUUUCCUUCCACUCAUGGACUUUGAAGUCGGUUAUGCAAUGAUGAUUCAACUGGGCAUUACCACAAUCAAUUUCUUUCCAACUGAAGAUGUGGAUUUUCAUAUGUCCAAGCAAAAGCUGAGAAGCCUGCUCAAGAAUAUCUGUGGAGCAAACCCUUGGUUGGUGGGCACGAUAAUCAAGGACAAGAAGCGUCACAAGAGACUGAUGUGUUCCUUUCCGAAUACAACCACAGAUGAAAAUAUCGAUGGCAUUUUCUCUACCGAAGCGUCUGGUAGUUUUGAUACUAUUAGAAGCUCUACUUCCUACGAAGCGAUGGCCAAACUUAUCCAGAAAUCAGGUACGAUAUGCAAAUCAGGAUACAACGUAGUGAACAAAUCAGAUCGGGUCUAG